Messenger RNA from Rosa chinensis, 633 nucleotides. Its product is annotated as calcium-binding protein KRP1. Gene Ontology annotation, molecular function: calcium ion binding. Lineage: Eukaryota; Viridiplantae; Streptophyta; Magnoliopsida; Rosales; Rosaceae. The record is from RefSeq and is a predicted model, not a curated record. The coding region runs from base 132 to 491 and encodes 119 amino acids. The transcript has a single exon.
AGUUGUCUUCCAUGGGCACUCUUUCUUGGAAAACCCAUCACCCCCAUCUCUUCCUUUAUAUACCCAUCUCCCAUAUAUCUCUCUCCCCAACAAACAUACCCUAAUUCUCUCUUUCAUCUCCCAAAUCAUCAAUGGCUUCUUCUCAGCAAAACGCACAAGCAAAUUUCCAAGACUUGCUGCCCACCAUGGCCGACAAGCUCGGCGGGGACGGUUUGAUCGGCGAGCUCUGUAAUGGGUUCAAUCUUCUGAUGGAUCCCGCCAAAGGGGUCAUCACCUUCGAUAGCCUCAAGAGGAACUCGGCCCUGCUGGGCUUGCAGGACCUGGGCGACGACGAUCUACGGUCUAUGUUGCAGGAAGGCGAUUUCGACGGCGAUGGGGCGCUAAAUCAGAUGGAGUUUUGCGUGUUGAUGUUUAGAUUGAGUCCCGAGCUUAUGGAGGAGUCUCGUCUCUGGCUGGACGAUGCUCUUCAAUACGAGUUUAAGCAUUGCUGAUGGAGAUUUCUUCAGGAUUAAUUCAAUGUUUCUGGGGUUUUUCUUGAUUUCUUUUUCCGGUGAUUAUUGUUGUUGUUAUUGGAUUAAGGAAGGAAAAAAUAUACAGAAAUGAAAUUGACAUUUGACUCAUUGUUUCAGAUCA